Messenger RNA from Scheffersomyces amazonensis, 4859 nucleotides. RefSeq names its product type I sorting receptor (gene PEP1). Gene Ontology annotation, biological process: protein targeting to vacuole; Golgi to endosome transport; Golgi to vacuole transport. Gene Ontology annotation, cellular component: membrane; Golgi apparatus. The record is from RefSeq and is a predicted model, not a curated record. The transcript has a single exon. Bases 85 to 4788 code for a protein of 1567 amino acids. Gene Ontology annotation, molecular function: protein binding. Lineage: Eukaryota; Fungi; Ascomycota; Pichiomycetes; Serinales; Debaryomycetaceae.
GAAAAGUAUUAAAAUUAACUUUAUUUCACUAACAGUUCAAUUAAAUCUUGUAAUAAAUAUAUAACUAGAAUAUUGUGAUACUCAAUGGGUAAUCAACGAAUUUUCUCCGGAAAUUUAUGGAGAUAUUUCAUAAUAUUUUGGUGGAUAAUUGGAACUAUUAUAGCAGCAGGUGAUGAAGAAUUUCAUCCAAAGAUUACAGUAAUUACUGAACAAAAAGUUGCUUCAGAAAUUAAAUACUUUGAUGAUUCAUCAAAUAUUCUUGUAAUUCGAAAUUCUCAACUUUUAAUAUCAUUAGAUGAUGGAAUUAAUUAUUCAUUAAUUGAAGAAACUAAAAAUGAAGAUAUAGUUCAUAUUGAAUUAGAUAAAUUCUUUAAAGAAAGAGCUUUUGCCUUUACAUCAAAUCAAAAUCAAUUUAUUACUAAUGAUAAAGGUAAAACUUGGCAAAAGUUUGAAAUUAUUCAUGAUAAAUCUGAAAAACUUGAUUUACUUUCAAUUCCUUAUAUUACUUUAAAUGCUGCUUCAAAAGAUUUUGCUUUAUUUGAUUAUUUUGAUUGUCCUCAAAAGAUAUUUAAUGCAAAUUGUAAAAGAAUUUAUUAUUAUACAACUGAUGGAUUUAAAACUAAUCCAAAAAAGUUAAAUAUUGAUCUGACAGUUUGUAGAUUUGCUAGAUCAAGUUUAGAUUUUGAUGGAGUUGAUAAUUCAACAUUAUAUUGUAAUAAAGAUACUUUAAAUUCUUUUGGUCAUGUGGUUCAAUCAGAUUUAUUAAUUACAACUGAUUUCUUUAAAAAUUCUGAAAGAGUUAAUCAUCAUCAUGCCAAUAAUGGGAAAAUUAUUGAUAUAAGAAUUGAACUGAAUUUUUUAAUUCUUGUUGUUCAAAAUGAUAAAUUUAAUGAAAAUUCUCGAGUUUCAAUAUUAGUAUCUAAAAAUGGUAGUCAUUUUCAUAGAACUGAUUUAAGAAUUAGUUCAUCUUAUGGUUUAAUGACAUUUUUAGAAGCUUCUAAACUGUCAUUUUUUAUAUCAGUAUUAGAAUAUAAAGGUAUUACAAGUGCGGCAACAUUUUAUGGAUCUGAUUCUGAUGGUUCAAGAUUAACAAAACUUUUAGGUAAUAUUCAAGAUAAUGCCGUUAAAAAAGUUCAAAAUAUUGAUGGAGCUUGGUUAGCAAAUACAGGAAAUAUUUCUGAUGAAAAUGAUUCUAAUUUAUUAGAUUUAUUAAUUGGUGGAGGAACUAUAAAAGAUAUUGUAAGUCAAUAUUCAUUUAAUGAUGGUAAAGAUUGGAAUCCUUUAGCUAUUAAUAAUGAUAAAGAUUGUAAAGUAUCAAAUGGUUGUUCAUUACAUUUAUUAAACCCAACUGAAAGAGAUGGUGAAGGGAAUUUUGUUACAGGACCAACACCAGGAAUUUUAAUGGCAAUUGGUAGUAAAGGUAAAAAACUUGAUAAAGAUCUUAAUAAUAUGCAAACAUGGAUUUCAAGAGAUGGUGGAGCAUCAUGGGAUCAUGCCCUUGAUGAUGCAUGUUUAUUUACCUUUGGUGAUCAAGGUAAUGUUAUAAUAGCUGUACCAUUUUAUGGUAAUGAACAACAAAGUGUUGAUAAAUUUUAUUAUUCAUUAGAUCAAGGUAAAUCAUUUCAAACUCAACUGAUUGAUCAUCCAUUUUUCCCAUUAACUUUAACUACCACAGUUGAUGGAACUUCAAGAAAAUUCAUUAUGUCUGGAUUAGUUGAUAAUACUCCUGAUAAUCAUCAUGAUAUGGAUUUUUCAGAAGUACUUUAUUCAAUUGAUUUUACUGAUGCAUUUAAUGGGAAAAUUUGUCAAGAUGAUGAUUUUGAACAAGUAUUUGCUCGAGUAACUCCAAAUCAAGAACCAAUUUGUAUUUAUGGACAUCAAGAAAAAUUUAAUCGUAGAAAACAAUCAUCUCAAUGUUUUGUUAAUAAAUUAUUUGAAGAUGUUAAAGUUUAUGAAGAUCCAUGUCAAUGUACUGAAGCUGAUUUUGAAUGUGCUAAUGGAUUUGAACCUGAUGAUGAUGGAAACUGUCAACCAUUACAUCGAGUUAUUGCUCAUAGAUGUAUGAUGGAUAAAGUUAAAGAAUUAAGUAUUCCAAUUAAAGUAUUACUGGAUGGUAAUCAAUGUAAUUUAGGUAAGAAAAAAUUAAGUGAUUUUAUAACCAAUCAAUUAUUUAAAUGUUCUGAUUUUAUUGAUGAUCAUGAAGGUAAUAAUGGAGGUGGAGAAACCGGUACUAAACAUGAUAUUGUGGUUGAAAUUAAUGAAUUUCCAGGAGCUCUUAGACAAUAUACAUAUAUUGAAGGUAAUAGUUCAAUAUCAUUUGAAAAUGUUGUGGUUAAUACUAUUGAUAAUAAAGUAUUUAUAUCUAAUGAUGGAGGAGUUGGAUUUAAUAAAGUACCAAUUGAUGAUAAAAUUGUUAGUUUUUAUGAAGGUUAUGCUAUUGGUCAUGUUAUAUUAAUUACUGAAUCUAAAAGUAUUUAUAUAUCUAAUGAUGGUGGUGCAACAUUUGUUAAACGUGAGGCUCCUAAUUUACCUAUACCUAAACGUCGAGCCAUUGCCUUUGAUAAACUUAAUCCUUUAAGAUUUAUUUGGUUUGGUAAUGAUCAAUGUAUUUCAGGAGAUUGUCCUGCUAUUGCAUAUUUAACUAAUGAUGGAGGUAUUAAUUUUCAAUUAUUAAUUGAAGAUGUAUUUACUUGUGAUUUAGUAGGGACUUAUUUUGAACAAUCAAAUAAUCCUGAUCUUGAUAUUAUUUAUUGUUCAGUUAUUGAUAGACAAACUAGAAGACUUAAAUUAGAAGCUUCUGAUAAUGGAUUUCAAAAAUCAGAUACAAUAUUUGAUUAUAUUGUUGGUUAUGCAAUUACUGGAGAUUAUGUUGUAAUUGCCACUGUUGAUGCUGGAGAAAAAUCUUUACAUGCAAAAGUUACGGUUGAUGGUUCAACAUUUGCUGAUGCAGAUUUCCCUCCUGAUUUCCAUGUAGAAUCUCAACAAGCUUAUACUAUAUUAGAUUCUGAAUCUAAGGCAAUAUUCAUGCAUGUUACAACUAAUAAUGAAUUAGGUAAAGAAUAUGGAUCAAUAUUAAAAUCAAAUUCUAAUGGUACUUCAUAUGUAUUAUCAUUACUGAAAGUUAAUAGAAAUAAAGUUGGUUAUGUUGAUUAUGAUAGAAUUGAUAGUCUUGAAGGAGUUAUUAUAUCAAAUAUAGUGGCAGGUUAUGAUUCAAAAGGUAAUAAAGAAUUAUCAACUCAAAUAACUCAUAAUGAUGGAGGUGAAUGGGCUCCAUUAAUUCCUCCAGUAUUAAAUUCUAAUGGUGAAAAAUUUGCUUGUAUUGGACAACCAUUAGAUAGAUGUUCAUUACAUUUACAUGGAUUUACUGAAAGAGAUGAUUAUAGAGAUACUUUUUCAUCAUCUUCAGCUACUGGACUUUUAAUUGGUGUUGGAAGUGUUGGAAAAUCUUUAGAUAGUUAUGAAAGAUCUUCAACAUUUCUUAGUAAUGAUGGAGGUAUUACUUGGAAAGAAAUUAAACGAGGAGUUUAUAUGUGGGAAUAUGGUGAUAGAGGAACUAUACUUGUAUUAGUUCCUGCUAGAAAUGAAACUGAUACUUUAUCUUAUUCAUUAGAUGAUGGAAAUACUUGGCAUGAUUAUAAAUUUUCUGAUAUACCAAUUAAUGUAUUAGAUUUAGCCACUGUACCAUCAGAUACUUCAAGAAAAUUUCUUAUAUUUGGUUAUAAAUCUGGAGCUAAGGAUAUAACAAUUGCUUAUUCAAUUGAUUUUUCAGGAAUUCAUAAAAGACAAUGUCAAUUAGAUUUAGAUAAUCCUGAUAAUGAUGAUUUCGUAUAUUGGUCACCAUCUCAUCCUAAAUUACCUGAUAAUUGUUUAUUUGGUCAUGAAGUUAAAUAUUUACGUAGAGCUGAAGGUCAUAAUGAUUGUUUUAUUGGUAGUGCACCAUUAAGUGAAGGAUUUAAAGUUUUAAGAAAUUGUUCAUGUACAAGAAGAGAUUUUGAAUGUGAUUAUAAUUAUUAUAGAGAUAAUGAUAAUACUUGUAAAUUAGUUACAGGAUUAUCUCCAAGUGAUCGUGAAAAUGAAUAUUGUAGUAAAGAAGGAGCAUUUGAAUAUUUUGAACCUACUGGUUAUAGAAAAAUUCCAUUAUCAACAUGUGUUGGAGGUCAAGAAUUUGAUAGUUGGAAAGCUAAACCAUGUCAUGGAAUGGAAAAGGAAUUUAAUAAACAUUAUGGAAAAGAAGUUACUGGUGGGAAAUUAUUUAUAUUAUUAUUUGUUCCAUUAUUUGUAUUUAUUUUUGCAACUUGGUUUGUUUAUGAUAGAGGUAUUAGAAGAAAUGGAGGAUUUAAACGUCUUGGACAAAUUAGAUUAGAUCUUGAUGAUGAUGAUUUCCAUCCAAUAGAAGAUAAUCAAGUAGACGUUGUGGUUAAUAGAAUUGUUAGAGGAGGAAUAUUUGUAAUGGCUGCAACUUUUGCAACUUUUAAAACAAUUCAAAAAAUUGAUAGAUUACUUUUAGAUAAAGUAACUUCAGUAAUCUUUAGACGUACACCUGGAAGAAGAAAUUAUGUUCAAGUACCUGAAUUAGAUGAAGAAGAUGAAUUAUUUGGUGAUUUCCGAGAUGAUGAUGAAGAAAUUAAUGAUGGUAGAGUUAGUUUAAGUCAAGAAUUUACUGAUGAUAAUGAUCAUGAUGAUGAUAUAUCUCAUGUUGAAACUAAUGAAUCUCCAGAAAAUGUUGAUUCAAGACUCUUUGGUAUUGAUGAUCAUUCAGAUGAAGAAUCUCAUCUUGUAACUGAAUGAUUAAACCAUUUAUAUAUAUAUAUUUAUAUAUAUUAAAUUAAAUAUCGAUUGAAAUUUAAAUAAAAAAUUUA